This is a messenger RNA of Trichobilharzia regenti, 1434 nucleotides long. The record is from the annotation of a GenBank genome assembly. NCBI's taxonomy places the organism in Eukaryota, Metazoa, Platyhelminthes, Trematoda, Strigeidida, Schistosomatidae.
AUGUUUACCAUUUCGAGUAAAUUCUAUCGAUUCGGUGUAAUUCCUUUUCAUGUUACCACUGGUAGCAGGUGUAUUCAUUCAGUUGUGUGUGCUGUGUCCGGUGGUGUAGACAGUGCUGUUUCUGCAUAUUUAUUAAAAAAGAAGGGAUUUCAAGUCAAAGGUGUAUUUAUGACCAACUGGGAUGUAUUAGAUGAAAAAGUCGAUUGUUCUAUUGAUAAAGAUCGUCAAGAUGCUCAGUAUAUUUGUGAACAUUUGGGUAUACCGUUCUAUGAGAAAAAUUUUGUCAAAGAAUAUUGGAAUUAUGUAUUUCUACCCUUAAUCAAAUCCUAUGAACAAGGAGCUACACCGAAUCCAGAUAUUUUAUGCAAUAGAUUUGUAAAAUUUAAUAUGUUCACAAAAGCUGUACUAAAAGGUGGCAAUCAUGAGGAUAACGAUGGUGGUAAUGGUGAUGGUGAUUCUUCAACGUCAUCAAGUUUAAAAGCUGAUGCCAUUGCCACUGGUCAUUAUUGUAGAAAUUCUUUUGGAGCAUAUUUACAGCAUAAAAGGAGUGAUGUUGAAGCCAAAUUGCUACGAUCUGCUGAUCCAGUAAAAGAUCAAACCUUUUGGUUAUCAACUAUUUCUCAUAAAGAACUUCAACAUUGUAUGUUUCCUGUUGGGGAUCUAUCAAAGCCUCAAGUGAAACAAAUUGCUCAAGAUAUUGGUCUUUCACGUAUUUGUUCUAGACGUGAGAGUAUGGGUAUGUGCUUCAUUGGGAAAAGACGGUUUUCAGAUUUUAUUGACAAUUAUUUAGAACCGAAACCUGGCGUCUUUAAAGAUCUUGAAACUAAUCUAGUCUUGGAUGAACAUACAGGUGUACAUCAUUUCACUCAAGGCCAAAAAGCUCGUAUCAAACGUUUUACCGGACCAUAUUAUGUUGCUAAAAUGGAUCCUAAAAAUCAAAUAAUUUAUGUAGUUCGAGAUCCAUCUCAUCCAAGUUUAUUUAUGCGUAAAUGUUGGUGUGGUCCAGCAGUAUGGAUCAAUUCCUAUCCAUUCUCAUUAAUAAACUCAAAAAAUAUACACUUUCAAUGGCAAAAUAAAUGGCGUCCAGUUAAUUGUGUUUUAAAACCAUUUGAAGAUGUCUCAUCAGCUGCAGCCUAUGUUAAACAGGAUAUUCAACGAAGAGAUCAUCAUUGUCAAAUAGAUAAUUCUGCAGCACUGGCCAAUAUUAUUGAUACAUCUAUUGAAGAAGGGAGUAGAACAACUGGCCCAUGUUUGGCAGUUGAAUUAACUGAGCCAAUGCGAUGUAUUGCUCCAGGCCAAUGGAGUGCAUUGUAUGACGGGGAAGUGUGUUUAGGCGCAGCAAUGAUCUACGGUUCAAUUAGUCUAUGGGAAGAAGGUCAAACCGCUUUGUAUAAAUGGAAUCUUAGUGAUUAUGAGCUGACUUAUGCUGGUUAA